Molecule: messenger RNA, 216 nt
Organism: Amoebophrya sp. A25
Lineage: Eukaryota; Dinophyceae; Syndiniales; Amoebophryaceae
Source: the annotation of a GenBank genome assembly
AGAAGAGGCAAGAAGAAAAUACGAGCGCAACACAUGCACAUGGAAAUGAAUCGUAAGUCAUCUUCGGUGUAUUCUCAUUCUGUAACACAAACACUAUUUUUCGGUGUAUUUGCGACGGGGACGGACCUAGUGAUCUGUAGAGAAGGAUCAGCAUCGCCAUCAGUCGACGUGAAAAUUAUCGGUGACACCAACAAGAAACAGACUCAUCUGCUGUGA